CCAUAUUCAUUACUAUUAAUUUAUUCUCUCCUUCAAACAAAACAAAAGGAAUCAUUCAAUUUAGAAUUUUUUGCUGCUAUCUCAAAUAUACAUGGCAUCAUCCAGUUCUCAGAGAACCCCAGCGGAUUCUUCAGACGAAGAGGUAAAUGUGUAUUUGAAGGUCAUGAAGACUGUGGCCUUAAAAGUUAAGAAAUCAGAUACAAUUAAAAACCUCAAAGCUCUCAUACGUGAGAAGGAAGGAAUUUCUGAAUAUAUUCAGGGCAUCUUCUUUGCUGGCAAUCGGCUCGAGGAUGGCCAAAGGCUUAUUGAUCAUGGUAUUCAGAAGGACUCCACUCUUCAUCUUAUUCUCCUGAAUCUUAAAGGAAUGAAGUUAUAUGUUGAAAUACCAUCAAAACAGAAAACUAUAGAGGUGGAAGCAAUGGCUCAUUACACUGUAAAAACCAUCAAAUCAUUGAUUCAGAUGGAGGAGCAGAUUCAAUCAGAUGACUUCGCCCUUGUCUAUGAUGGAAAUUUACUUGAAGAGGAUAUGACUCUAUCCUCUCUCCAUAUGAAGAACGAAUCGACUCUUCAUUUGGCCUUGCGCAAGAAACAUGUGCUCUCAAUUGCUGUGAAAACAACUUCUGGAGAUGUUGUGAACCUCAAAGUUGAAUCAUUGUUCACAGUUGGUGAUGUAAAAGCAAUACUUGGAAGUAUGAUAGGUGUUCCAACCAGCAAUCAGGUUAUGAUGUAUGCUGGAAGGAAGCUUGAGGAUCAAAAGACCUUAGCUUGUUAUGGCAUCAAAGACCAAUCCAUCUUGGAGAUGUUUUUUCCUUCAUUUCAGAUAUUUGUUAAAAGUUGGAGCGGGAAAACGAUCACACUUGAUGUGCAGCUAUGUGAAACAAUCAAAGAUGUGAUGUGCAAGCUUUGUAACAAACUGCAGAUUCCACAUCAUCUUAAAAUUAUUAUUGUAUACGCUGGAAAACGGCUUGUGGAAGACCGGGAUCUUGCGAGCUACAAUAUACAAAAGCACUACACUCUCCACAUGCUUUAUGCUCCCUCAUCUAGUAUAUUGAAUGUGAAAUUAACUUCAAUAAAUCCUGUUUUAUCAGAAUCUGCCACCAUUUCUUAUGUGAAGAGAAUGGCUCAAGUUCAAUACGAAGCUCCGGUAAUUGAAGUAUUAUACCAGCAAGUGCCAUUAGAAGAUGCUCGUACACUAGCUGACUAUGGUAUUGAUUUAAACUCAGAAGUGACUUUUGUAUUUAACUGGCAUUAAACCACUUUAGUAACUAUACAUUGUUGCUGACUAUUUUGGAUGUGAAACACAUAAGAUACUUGAAGGGAAAGGUAUUUUAGGUCCAUUUUCUUUUACCUUCUUUCUUUUGGAUGUUUCUAUGUUUUGAUGCCUCAACAUAGAGCGAGUAAAUGUAAACUGUGCAUACUAUUUACCUAUCUUGGAUUUAAUAUUUUGGCUUGCGUUAUUGACUUG
This is a messenger RNA of Pistacia vera, 1465 nucleotides long. Its product is annotated as polyubiquitin-like. The transcript is spliced from 2 exons. Gene Ontology annotation, molecular function: protein tag activity; ubiquitin protein ligase binding. The coding region runs from base 92 to 1252 and encodes 386 amino acids. Gene Ontology annotation, biological process: protein ubiquitination; modification-dependent protein catabolic process. Gene Ontology annotation, cellular component: nucleus; cytoplasm. Lineage: Eukaryota; Viridiplantae; Streptophyta; Magnoliopsida; Sapindales; Anacardiaceae. The record is from RefSeq and is a predicted model, not a curated record.